GAAUAGCACCACGAUGUCUCUAGACAGCAACACUGCCACGUUCCCACUCAAAUCUCACAUCUCCAAGGGCCACCUCGAGUACCAGCGCCUCGCAGGCUUCCAAGUAGCAGCGCGCAAUCUCUUCAGCGCCAGUGCCCGGCUCUCUGACCCAACAUUUUCCGAAGUGAGCUCGGGCACGCAACCCACAUUUUCCACCGUGUAUUGGAACGUCGACACCGUCGGUUCUCUUGCGUCUGAGCAUUUCCAGCUUCCCGAUGGCGUAUACCCAAACACUUGCUCCCAAGGCUACUCAGAUCCGACAGACCAAAUCGUCUCGUCCCUCUCGCGUCUCAUCUUCCGCAGCGCUGUCGCCGCUGGACGUGAUGCGCCGUCGCUGUAUGGGAACUAUGAGCAAGAUGUUGCAGUGCAGCAGACGACGUCCGAGGUCGUAUACGUGAGCCACUACGUGUUCUACUACAUUGCGGCGGCUAUCAUGGUGGUGGCGAUGUUGGGCACGAUAACGACGCUGCAUGGAUGGUGGAGGCUCGGUAGGGCCGUAUCGAUGAGUCCCCUAGAGACUGCGAAGGCGUUUAGUGAAGAACUCUUGCACGGGGAUGGCACUUCGAAUGCAGAGGUGGGGGACUUAUUGCGGGUUGUUGGGCGGAGAAGGGUGAUGUACGGAGAGAUCGUGAUAACGGAUAGCCAAGGAGUAAGAGAGAGGAAGGUCUUGAGAUUUGGGCAUCCAGAUGAUGUGAGGGCGCCUGUUCGAGGAGAUGUCUUCGAGUGAUUUUCAGACGAGUCGAAACUUCCCCAGAGUCGACGAGACUCCAACGAACGACGCAAACUUCAAUUUGAGUCCCGAUGAGAACAAGCACAAGAAAUGAAAAGUCCUCAAUCAGCGGACCAUAGACAGACCCCGUAUUAAACAUACAGAAGGCGAGAGCCAUCAAAGAAAUCUCGUACCGAGUCCGGAGGUCUUCCAUGGUAUGGUGUUCUGCGUGCUCUUUUCAAAAUAUUUCAAGGUAAAGCGGACACAGGAGCGAAGGGCAUAGUGGGAAUAAGUAGUUGGCGGGUGCUGUGGUAUUUCAUCUUCAAUUCCGC
Mytilinidion resinicola is the source of this 1080-nucleotide messenger RNA. RefSeq lists its product as uncharacterized. The transcript is spliced from 2 exons. The coding region runs from base 14 to 766 and encodes 250 amino acids. NCBI's taxonomy places the organism in Eukaryota, Fungi, Ascomycota, Dothideomycetes, Mytilinidiales, Mytilinidiaceae. The record is from RefSeq and is a predicted model, not a curated record.